Branchiostoma floridae (Florida lancelet) is the source of this 3005-nucleotide messenger RNA. Its product is annotated as gametogenetin-binding protein 2-like. The record is from RefSeq and is a predicted model, not a curated record. Lineage: Eukaryota; Metazoa; Chordata; Leptocardii; Amphioxiformes; Branchiostomatidae. Gene Ontology annotation, cellular component: nucleus; cytoplasm.
CUACUUUCUUCGGUGCGGAGAGUUAUAGUUUGUCGACGUGUGCAGGAAGGCUGAUCAUUCCUCCAUCAUCUGCCAGUGGCGGACGGAAAGGAAAUUCCAAAAUUAUUCCUUUAUUCUUGUCCCCGAGUAAAGGCUCGAGGGCUUCCAAGAGGGGUAAACGGCUCACAGAAAAGUGUGAGCCUACGGAGGAGCGCCAUGGCUCGUCUGGUUGCCGUAUAUCGGGAGGAAGAGUACGAGUUUGACCGAAGACAGAUCCCGUUGGUCAUCGAUGAAACUCUGACGAUGGUUAUGGAGUUUCAGGAUGGAGGAUUUAGCAUGGACUACCACAAUGUCAAGCAGAAGGAGUUGGACAGUUUCCACCAGAAGCUGGAUGUGCUGUCCAAGGACGAGCUGGCCGUGGAACUCAUGGUGACCAGCAAACAGCUGUUCCGAGCGCUGUCCCAGUUGGUGCCCUGUGUGGGCUGUCGGAGAAGGGCUCGGCUCCAAGACGUGAUGGAAUCCAUCCCGAAGAGCAGCAAGAAGAACAACCGCUGCCUGCUGCACUCCUUGGACACCCACAAGGCCAAGCUGACUGGGAGCUGGAUUGACGUGUGGGAGCUGUUAUCGCAGGACUGUCGGGACGAGGUGGUGCUCAUCAACUGUGAGAGCCUGCUGGAGACUAUGGAGACCUACCUCAGGAAGCACAGGUUCUGUACAGAGUGCAAGUCGAAGGUGCUGCGUGCCUACAGUCUGCUGACUGGAGACAUUGACUCCACCAAUGAGAAGGGCUACUGCGCCACGCUGUACGAGGGCCUGCGCUGCUGUCCCCACGAGAGACACAUCCAUGUGUCAGGCGAGACAGACUUCAUCGCUCACCUGAUCGGGAGAGCUGAACCUGAGUUAGCUGGAAGAUUCUCUUCCAGCCGACGGGAGCGCCACGCCAAGACGAUCGACAUCGCGCAGGAGGAGGUGCUGACGUGCCUGGGGAUCCAUCUGUACGAGAGGCUGCACCGCAUCUGGCAGAAACUACGCGCCGAGGAACAGACCUGGGAGAUGCUAUUCUACGUGGGGGUGGACACCUUGCGCAAGAGCUUUGAGAUGGCUGUGGAGCAGAAGCAAGGCUUCACCCAGCUGGAGCAGCUCUGUCUGGAGAUCAAGGAGGAGGAGAGGGCUCGGGAGCUCAAGCAGGAGAAGAAACGUCUCAAGCGCAAGAAACGCAAGAACAAGAAUGCCGCUGGGGACCGGGACGAGAAGGCUGAAGACAAGGUGACUUGCACUGGGGAGGAGGAGAAGGAGAACUGCAAGUGCAAUGACGUGGACGUCAACAGUAGUUGCACUGCCAAUGGUGGGUGUUCAACCUACGACCUUCCAAGCGACGACGACGUCGCGUCUUCCACGUGUUCCUGCCCUUCCAACCGGCUCCACCCGUCCUCCUCGAAGGGAAACUCGUGCAGAAGCUACCGGAGCGACUGCGGCUACUCCAGUGGCGUGGAGGGGAGCGAGAGUCUGAGCGGACACAGUUCCAGAGACGGGUCCGACAUUGCGUGUUCCGAAGGAAUCUGUAACCAUGGGUCCAUAGGUGACAUUAGUGGAGAGCCAUGUAGUCACUGUGACGAGAUAGAUGAUCCUGGCUGUAGCGACUGUCAGUCCAACUCCAGCUCUGGAUCCUCUCCAACCUCCAAGAUCGCCAGUAAGAAAGCUCAGGGCAAGAAGGCAAAGAAGAAAGCAAGUGAAAAGAAAUCCGGUGAAAGUAAGGCAGGACAGGGCCUGGUGAACGGGGAGAGAAGGAUGCCGCCUCCCUCCUCGGCUCCGCCAUCGUCCCUGGGUUGGCAGAGCAGUCUACAGGACAUGCUAGAGGAGUCUUGUCCGUCAGAAGACGAAGACUUCAUCUCAGAAGAGGACAUCCAGCUCUUUAAAGCCAACCAGAAGCACCUGGACAAAGAGCGGGAAAAGUUGCGGGAAACACUGCGGAAAAGAUUUGACAGCUUCCAGCGUCGAGAGUUAGGGGGCAAAGCGUGUGCUGAGAAGGCCUCCGCAAAAUAGUUUAACCUACCAGCACUUGAUACUCAAAAUCCCAGUUCUUACACUUCUAAUUUCUUCCUGGCAAUGCUGCUAGAUGCCUACUACAAUAUUUCCUAUGGAAAUAAAUCUAUACUACAGCUUCCUAUGCCUGCAUUCAAAUGAGCUAAAAUUCACUAUUCAGCAAGAAAACUGUGAUCAGGGGGAAUGUACAUUUUUUCUGAAUGGGUAGCACUAACUCAGAAAACUGAACCAGAAUGUUAUGAAUAUUGGAAUUUGCAUGAACCUUAAACAAAAGUCUACUUGUGAGGUAGGACAUGACAUCUGUUACAGAAAGGUUAGAUAUAGAGUGAAUGCUGCCACUGAACUUGACAGUCUAUAGUCUAGAACUUUGUAGGAGAGGAGGCCAGGAAUAGGUAUUUCACACUCAAGCUUUUAUCAUAGCUAAAAUGCAUGCCUUACCAGGCAACCUGCUAUUCUUCCACAUCCUAUCUGCUAUUGCAAAACCAAAGAAUCUGGUGCUGACACACAAAUAAACAUCUUACUAAUAAUCAAGGAAACUGCAUCUGAAAAAGUGUCUUCUGCUGUAAACGUUAACAAAGACCUGGACCAGAGAACUGUUGGAUUUUUCAAAGGACCACUUUGCAUAGUUGGUUUGUUCCAUCAGGUGGUGAUAUACACAGUAACUGCCUUUAGAAGUGAGCAAAGAAAGGAAAAGUCGUAGAUAGCAAAAAGUACAGGACAGUACAUUAUCACAGUGAUGUUUUAUGCUGCCCAGUGCACCCCUCAUUACAGUGUAGAAUGAUCCAUGAUGCCUCAGGUUGGACUGUUCCAUGACAGUUGAGGGGUAGUAAGGUUGGUUAAAUGUGUUGGGAAUUGUGCCAAAGGGCAAAGCAUGCCUUCACCAUGAGGGAGGAAUGGCAAAAGAUGGAGGAGUUGUGCAUUGAAAAGAAGUCCUAGAUCCAGAGUAACUCACACAGAAUGAAUAAAGAAUUAUUAAAUACUAA